AUGGCCAAGUGGCGCAUGCGACAGUCCGCAUCUGCGGGUGCCUACAUGUCUCGUGCAAUUGAGUGGGACGCCAAUCCCGCACGCCCCGCCGCAACAAGUAGGAAGGCAAUGAGCAGCGCUUCCGGUCAGCAAUUACGGUUGAUCAAGGCUCAGACCGUCAGACUGCGGUGGAGAAGGCGGACAUGGGCUCGGUGCAUGCUUACCUGGCCAGAGACGGUGCUCAGGGCCAUCAAACCCCCGAGGGUAAGCACCAACACUUGCAUGAUGGCGUUGAGCAAUCACGGAGAUCGCCAAGACGACAAGCAGAAACAACCCAAGAAACGCCCAGUGCGAGUAGGAUGGCGAUGGCGAAAUGGUCCCAGUGCGUCACUGACAGACACACACCCCACCACCAAGCACUCGCACGCGCCAACAAAAGAGACGCAAAACAUCAACAAGCAAAACAUCUCUCAAACUCGCUCUCGCUCUCUCUCUCUCUCUCUCUCUCUCUCUCUCUCUCUCUCUCUCUCUCUCUCUACUCUCUCUCAGCUCUCUCACAGCUCUCUCUCAGCUCUCUCUCUCUCUCGCUCUCUCUCUCUCUCUCUCUUUCUCCUCUCCCUCUCUCUCUCUCUCUCUCUCAUCUGUCUUUUUGAAGAGUGUGACAAAUUUCACACUUCCAUGACACCGGAUGUGGAGACGGCUGGGCUGGGAUGCAUGCCCGCACAGGCUGAACAUAAGAGCAUGGAGGGGGUAGGGCAUGUGGAGUGGAAAGCUCCACACCAGGUUGAGGCGUACUUGGCUCAGGUGCGACGCGCAGCCCGUUGCCACGGCCUCGUGAUGACCCGUCUUGUCUGCCUGGAGGCUCCGAACCGCCUAGCUGAUGCCCGCGAGCGCGAACUCGUGGUUUGGCAUACGGGUCUUGGCUUGGACCGAGCCCGCCUUGAUGCCGCCAUUCUUUCCCAUCUAGUCAGGCUUGACAACCACGCCAAAAACAAGUAUCAAGCACCUUUCCCCCAGCAUGCCUGUGAGGCCUCGGAGACCGGCUCAGAGUCAAGCGUCCGCCCCUUAGCCUUUGCAGCUCGCUGCAGCGCGCCACCACACAGCCGCUCAUCCAAGUGGGCUGCGAUCAUCAAUGGACACGACGCUUGGUCCGCAUCAUACAUCGCCAUCGCAUUAUCGAGUGGCUCAUCAACUUCCACCCUGGGUGGUGGUCACUCACAGCUCAGCCACGGCACUCAGCACAGCGCACGGGCUACCUUUCACGGUCGACAAGCGACCCGAUAUGCCCUCACCAUGGCCCAACUGGCCAAGGUUCAGGCGGACCGCAAACUUGAGCGCCGCUGCUAUCUCUACGCCAGCUUGGGCUACUGGCAGCAAGGCCUCAACAGCAGCGACCUCUCGUACCGCUACUACGCCCAGCACGGGGCCAGACCAGAAGAAUUAACUCUUGUGCCUACUAAUUGA
Molecule: messenger RNA, 1443 nt
Organism: Monosiga brevicollis MX1
Lineage: Eukaryota; Choanoflagellata; Craspedida; Salpingoecidae
Exons: 3
Coding region: 1-1443 (480 amino acids)
Source: RefSeq, a predicted model, not a curated record